Ricinus communis (castor bean) is the source of this 1070-nucleotide messenger RNA. Its product is annotated as aquaporin TIP2-1. The record is from RefSeq and is a predicted model, not a curated record. Gene Ontology annotation, molecular function: water channel activity. Gene Ontology annotation, biological process: water transport; transmembrane transport. Lineage: Eukaryota; Viridiplantae; Streptophyta; Magnoliopsida; Malpighiales; Euphorbiaceae. The transcript is spliced from 3 exons. Gene Ontology annotation, cellular component: membrane. The coding region runs from base 100 to 846 and encodes 248 amino acids.
GUGCUAUUUGUACUAGCUUUUCUUCUCUUUAUAUAUUCUAUCUCUUCUCCUUUUCCUCAUUUCUUUUUUUCCAAGAGCUAGUUAAUCUUGUUUAAGAAAAUGGCAGGAAUUGCCUUUGGUCGCUUUGAUGACUCUUUUAGUUUAGGGUCUUUUAAAGCCUAUCUUGCUGAGUUUAUUUCAACCUUGCUCUUUGUUUUUGCUGGUGUUGGUUCUGCCAUAGCUUAUGGUAAAUUGACAUCUGAUGCAGCUCUUGAUCCUGCUGGACUAGUAGCUAUUGCUAUUUGCCAUGGAUUUGCUCUAUUUGUUGCAGUUGCUGUGGGUGCCAACAUCUCUGGAGGCCAUGUUAACCCUGCAGUCACUUUUGGGCUGGCUCUUGGUGGCCAAAUCACCAUUCUUACUGGCAUCUUCUACUGGAUUGCUCAGCUUCUUGGCUCCAUUGUUGCUUGCUUCCUUCUCAAAGUUGUCACAGGAGGCUUGGCAACUCCAAUCCACAGUGUUGCAGCCGGAGUUGGAGCAAUUGAAGGGGUAGUAAUGGAGAUAGUGAUCACAUUUGCGUUGGUUUACACAGUGUAUGCCACUGCAGCUGACCCCAAGAAGGGAUCUCUAGGCACCAUUGCCCCCAUUGCCAUUGGUUUCAUUGUUGGUGCCAACAUUUUGGCUGCAGGCCCAUUCUCUGGUGGAUCCAUGAACCCAGCCCGCUCCUUCGGCCCAGCUGUCGUUAGCGGCGACUUCACCGACAACUGGAUCUACUGGGUUGGGCCUCUUGUUGGUGGUGGGCUUGCUGGACUCAUCUACGGAAACUUGUACAUGCCUGGUGAUCAUGCACCUUUGUCCAGUGACUUCUAAGUUGAACAUAAUUGCUCGAGUUUAACUGGUUUCGUUUUUUGGUUUGUGAUCCAUUUGUCUUUGUAAUAAAAAGAAAGGAAGCAAGGGUUUGCUUUCUUUCUUUUUCUUUACUGCUCUUUCCUCCUCCCCAUACCCCCAACCUUCCUGUUCUAUUUUGUCUUUGUUCUUGUAAAGCAUUGUUAUGGGUACUUUUGCUUUGAGGAAUGGAUGGAUUUAUUUGAUGA